UGGAUUGCUUUCAAAGACCUCCGCUGGAGAGGCAUCGAAUAGUCAAGGUACCUGCCGUGCCAAGGGAUGUCCAGAACCGGUCUAGCCCAACUGAUUAUCAGAGACCCGCUUCUUCCAUUCAUCUACGACUGUUCUUCAACCUGACCAGUGACCGACAUUGACUACGUUGAUAGGAACUAGUCACUCCUUGGCUUGAUGAUCGGCUCUGACUGAAGCUACUUAGUGGAUAUACCACUACUGGUGUCGAUUGCACCUUCAGCUCUCUUCCUAAACAUUCUUUUCCCACCAGAGGCAAUGAACAACCGACCAGUGGAACAGGCGCUGGCCACGCUGGUGCCAACGCACGCAAAUGAUCUACCUCCAGAGCUCGUCAGCUUAGCCCUCUCUCUAGUAGCACAGUCGCGGAGCUUUGCGUCUAGCUUGCGACCAGAGGAGGAGAUUGCGCGACCCUUUGCCUGCUCAGAGAUCGCGUGUCGGAGACUGAGUCGCAACCUCAACCUCCCCCCUUUACUAGGCCAUCCGCCGUGCCCGCCACGCGCCUACAAGAACCUAUAUAAGCUCCUCGACCAGUCUAUCGGUGGAACGGGCGUGAAACGAUCCGGAAGCAAUUCCGUCCCAGGGACCCCGUCGCGUGCCGGCUCCAACCCAUCAACACCGAUCAAAGAACCCCGAUUGACGCGCACUCCGUCGAAACAAGAAACGGCCACCCCGCGGGCACUACAACACACCCCCAGCAAAUCCACACCGCUCAAAGGGCCAGUAACGAACGCCGACAGGCCGCGAGCAUCACACUCGCCGCAGAAAUCCUUCAAACCCCGCCGACAUGGGCUCUCCACCUCGACUAUCAUCGCCGACGCGCCCUCAUGGGUGAUGACGUCCAUCCGCACCAUGUGCACGACGCUCUCCACGCCCGCGCCGCGAACAAGCACCUGGUCCCGACCUCCCGUCUCACGAGAGCUCCCGCCGCACAUCUUCGCCGGCACAUCCUCCAUCUUCCACUUCAUCUCGCAAGCCAGCUCCGACGACUUCGACGAGGAAGUCCUCGCAUUCAUCGAGCCGAUCACAAUCACACAGGACAAGGAAACAGACGAGGAGUUCCAGGAGCUCGUCAAGUCCCUGCUCGUAGCGCUAUACUUUCUGGUUCUCGCGCGCAGACGCAACCCGAUAGCCGAAAGAGCUGAGACAGCAGAGGCGCCGAAACUGGAUAAGAAGACGUUCUGGGACAUGCGCCAGACGGCGCUCACGAGCCUGAGUCUACCUUCCACCGACCGACGACACCGAGACAACGUCGAGCAGUGGAUCGCGGUGAUCAUGGAGCAGGGCUGGGCCAACGGCCAGGAGUGGUUCGAGAACAUCCCGCAGGGAGCGAGCCUGGACGAAGAGUAUGCUUCCGGAGAGGAGGGAGGGGUAAAUACGCCGCACGGAAGCAAGCGGCAGAAGACCAUGGGAGGGUCUCUUUUACAGGGCGACUCGAGAAAGGGCCUUCUUCCGGGUCUAGGGACCAUGAUGCAGGAUCGGGUGGAUUAUCUGAGUGAGGACCGGCGGGAGGAUUAUGUGGAGUGGCGGGCUGAUGUGAUGGCUCGGAUUGGGCGGAUGAAGAGUGCAGCUUAAGACUUAC
Molecule: messenger RNA, 1618 nt
Organism: Aspergillus candidus
Lineage: Eukaryota; Fungi; Ascomycota; Eurotiomycetes; Eurotiales; Aspergillaceae
Exons: 2
Coding region: 295-1611 (438 amino acids)
Biological process (GO): DNA replication
Cellular component (GO): nuclear origin of replication recognition complex
Molecular function (GO): DNA binding
Source: RefSeq, a predicted model, not a curated record